Messenger RNA from Fusarium oxysporum Fo47, 501 nucleotides. RefSeq lists its product as uncharacterized. NCBI's taxonomy places the organism in Eukaryota, Fungi, Ascomycota, Sordariomycetes, Hypocreales, Nectriaceae. The record is from RefSeq and is a predicted model, not a curated record. The coding region runs from base 1 to 501 and encodes 166 amino acids. The transcript has 2 exons.
AUGAAGCUUAUGGGGCCGGCUGUCAUUUAUGCUUUAUCGCUGAGUGAAGUCGGACAUCACUCGGAUGAGUUCCAUCAGUCUGUCAAUGGUAUCAGAACAGCACCAUUCUCACAAUCAGAAGCCAUCAAUAUCAUUCAGCAUGUCUCGCCAGGGAUCAUCCUAUUUCGAUAUUGUGCGUCAGUGACUAACAUCCAACCAUACAUCAAUUCAAACUCAAAAGCAGCGACUGUUGGUGAAUCUCUGACUAACGUCAGCAUCAACAAGGCCACAGAUGAGAUUGACGCAGAGAGCGGCUGCGAGAACGACACUCCUGUCAUUGAGAAAAAGCUUAUAGUCCCUGCAAAGCGAAUACAAACACUUGAGGACCAACAUAUUACCCAGCAGAACAAGAUGAACAAGCUCGAGAGCCGACUUGACAGAACUACUGUUCUUUAUACCUCACUGUUCUUCAUCAACAUCGCCAUCUCUGGAGUCAUGCUUCCCAAGUUUAGAAACAAGUAG